AUGGGAAAGGGUACGAAUUUCUGUUUAAAUGAGUGCAGCACAAAUUUCGAAAUUUGCGAAUUCAAAGUGAAUAAGGGAUAUGCCAUUGUCAGUUCGCUGAUAAGUUUUUGGAUUCCCGGUGUCACCAUGGUAUUGAUGUAUUUUCGCAUUUACAAAGAAGCUGUUCGGCAAGAGAGACUCGUUUACAGAUCUAAAGUCGCCGCUCUACUAUUGGACAAACAUUUGCAGAUUAGCCAAAUACCCAAACCGCGUCCGAGUAUCCAAGUCGAACAGUCAACAAUUACCACAAUGCGUCGGGAGCGUAAAGCCGCACGAACGCUUGGAAUUAUAAUGAGCGCUUUUCUACUCUGUUGGGCACCGUUCUUCCUCUGGUAUUUGACGUCAGCACUCUGCUCUAACUGUAAAACACCACGCAUUGUUGUUGGCGUACUCUUUUGGAUCGGCUACUUCAAUUCAGCCUUGAAUCCAAUCAUUUAUGCUUACUUCAAUCGUGAUUUUCGCGGCGCAUUCAAGAAAACUUUGAAGUCCUGCUGUCCAUACGACCUCAUAAAUUGUCGUGUCAGCGCGGGCGCUGACCUACCGCCGUACAUCAAUUCGACCGCCUCCUCCGAAAUACACAUGCACAUAAUACGUACACGUCAGUACGCUACAUCGUCAUCGAAUCAGCUGCAGCCGUUAUACCAAAAUUAA
This is a messenger RNA of Ceratitis capitata (Mediterranean fruit fly), 690 nucleotides long. It is a transcript of the gene Octbeta1R, whose product is annotated as octopamine receptor beta-1R. Gene Ontology annotation, molecular function: octopamine receptor activity. Gene Ontology annotation, cellular component: membrane. The record is from RefSeq and is a predicted model, not a curated record. The transcript has 5 exons. Gene Ontology annotation, biological process: adenylate cyclase-activating adrenergic receptor signaling pathway. NCBI's taxonomy places the organism in Eukaryota, Metazoa, Arthropoda, Insecta, Diptera, Tephritidae. The coding region runs from base 1 to 690 and encodes 229 amino acids.